UUCAUUAAAUUUUCAACCGGCGUAAUUUUUUGGACAAUCGCAAUGAAAUUCGUUCUGGAAACCGUGUCCAAGUGUUCCGGCCGCCUUGGUUCGCUCAGCGGCGUGGACCGACUAGCCAGCAGCGCCAAGUUUCAAACGCCGGCCCUCGUACUCCACACCAAGGGUGGCAGCGUCCCGCACCUUUCGAAAGAAGUGUUGCACUAUCUGACCGGUGCAGAGCCACAGCUGAUGCAGUACUCGCUGAACGGAACCGUCCACAUGGAGGAAGCCGUACGGGGUUGUGGCGAUGGGCUUUCCGGCUUUGUCGCCCAGAAAGAAUCGGUGUCUUUGCUGGUGCUGCGCGAUCCGGCCGAACCGUGCCAGCCCGGCUAUCACGAGAAGGACGUGGUGCCGGUAUUUGGCCGCAGCGGGCGGAAGAACUUUACCGCGGAAAGUUACAUGAGUUUGGUGGAGGCGUUCCGGCCGGACGUUUACGUGCCGCUGUUUGACGGCGAUACCGACGGGGGGAGUUCGAAGAAGCGCGAGCAGAGGUCACAGGAGCGGACCGAGACGUUCGUGGAGCAGUGUCUAGAGGUGCACCGGAAGUCGGAAAAGCUGAAGGGCGCUUCCGUUUUGGGUCCGAUCGUGGGUGGUUACAACAAGAAGCUGCGGGAGAAAUCAGUUCAAUUUGUUGAACGGUUGAAGGAUGACUUUGCUGGAUAUUUUAUAGCGGGACUUCAUUCGAAUGGUAUUUCUGCUACUGAAGUAAAGGCGGCACCUCUGCUGGACAUUGUGUCUUCAGUCUGUCAGCAGCUACCCUCGGAAAAGCCCAGAUUCAUGUUCGGUGCCUUCACCCCACAGCUGGUUCUGGAACUCGUGGUUCGCGGAGUGGACAUCUUCGACACGAGCUACCCGUACUUGAAAACGCAACAGAACCGGGCGCUUAACUUUAGCUUCGACACGUCGGACAGCACCGUGGCCACGCGGAAGAACGAACUUGACCUGACGGAUGCCUGCUGGGCGGAGGACUUUACCGGGUUCGUCGACGGUUGUCAGUGUUUGGCCUGCACCAAGCACACCAAGGCGUACACGCACCAUCUGUACAACACGAGGGAAAUGCUGGCGCCGAUUCUGCUCAUGAUCCACAAUCUACAUCACUAUUUUGAGUUCUUCAAAGCGAUCCGGAGGCACGUAGCGCAGGACACGGUUGGCGAACUGAUUGCCCACAUCAACAAGCAUGUGAUGGUUCCGGUUACUGACAGAGUGGCAAAAGAAACUGGCAAAAGUUUGGACGGUGCAGAACUCAAGGAAUCCGUUUCCGUUCAGGUUGAAGCAAAGCGGGUGAAAGUGUAGAAGUAUUGCAACGAC
This is a messenger RNA of Culex pipiens pallens (northern house mosquito), 1347 nucleotides long. Its product is annotated as queuine tRNA-ribosyltransferase accessory subunit 2. Bases 43 to 1332 code for a protein of 429 amino acids. Gene Ontology annotation, molecular function: tRNA-guanosine(34) queuine transglycosylase activity. NCBI's taxonomy places the organism in Eukaryota, Metazoa, Arthropoda, Insecta, Diptera, Culicidae. The record is from RefSeq and is a predicted model, not a curated record. The transcript is spliced from 3 exons.